GAUUGCUGGGUGUCCAAUGCCGAACUCCUGAUUCACUACACUACCGUCACCUACCGUACUUUCUCUUUCACUGGCGCCCUUGCCAAGUUCCUUCAGUCUGACUUGCCGCGUGAGGCUCUGUCUCACCCAUUUCUUCUGCGGGAGAUUAUGGCCUUCUCCGGCUUCCACCUUGCCUAUCUCCAUCCCGAGAAACGCCAGACCUAUCUCUUAGUAGCCUCAAAGAACCAAGACCUUGCCAUUAGAGGUCUGAGGGAAAGUCUUUCCAAGGAUUUGACUCCUCAAAACUGCCACACCCUCUACGUUACGUCGAUUUUCCUCAUUCUCAGCAAAUUUGCCGCUUUUACGGCAGUCGACCCUCAACACCGGAAUCACAGCUGCUCGAUGCCUACCGAAAGCCUCUUAGAGAUCUUCACCAUGUUACAUGGUAUGGAUAGCGUUUUCCGCUCAUCAGAAAACGACAUACGCGACGGGCCGCUCGAAGGUCUGUUCAGCCAGGACUCUCAUGCUCAGAGCACUAGGGUGUUGUCGUUGUCGGCUCGACUUGAGGAGCUCAAGUUGUCAAUUGAGUCGGAGAGCCAAGAAUGUGAGACGAAGACAACCUUGGUCUCGGCCGUGGACAGUUUAGUUGCUGCCACUGUAAGAGUCGCCAACCAUCAAACGUCAGCGUCACCAGCCGAGCUAAGAGCCAUAUUCCUCUGGCCAAUGCUUGUCCCGCCAAAAUUCGUCGGCCUGGCUGAAAGAGGAGACCCCAUUGCUCUGCUCAUACUUGCGCAUUAUUGUGUUCUCAUUCACUGGGCUGCCGAAAGGUCCUGGUGUUUUGAAUCUUGGGCGCCAGCGUUGUCUCACGCCAUCGCGAACCAGGUGAGUGAUUCGCAUUGGGCAGCAUGGCUUGACUGGCCGUUGAACUUGAUCGACGAGAAUAUGCAAGGACUAUGUACGGCGGUUACCGUUGUUUCAACGCUUGACACGCAGCACUAG
Ilyonectria robusta is the source of this 978-nucleotide messenger RNA. RefSeq lists its product as uncharacterized. The annotation marks the transcript as partial. Lineage: Eukaryota; Fungi; Ascomycota; Sordariomycetes; Hypocreales; Nectriaceae. Gene Ontology annotation, biological process: regulation of transcription by RNA polymerase II. The record is from RefSeq and is a predicted model, not a curated record. The transcript has a single exon. Gene Ontology annotation, molecular function: DNA-binding transcription activator activity, RNA polymerase II-specific.